AUGGAUGCCUACCUCAAAGUCGUUCUUGACUUGUACCAAAAGUUCGAGUUCUUUGAGCUCAUCAAGAUUCCAUGCAGCGACAAUGCUCCAGCCGAUGCACUCGCGACUCUCGCUCCUGCAUCAGAACCUAAUCUUCGCCGAGUACUACCUGUAGAGAGCAUUGAUCAACCAAGCAUCGAUGUCAAUUUGUUGCCUCCUGCUCCAGCUACAUUUCUUGAAGCAGCGCCCUCACCACACACAUCAGCAAGCUCAAGCAACAUCCUAGCAGUUUCCAGUGCAGCGCCCGCAGCACCAGCGGCCACCCCAGCCCCAGCCCCAGCAACAACAGCACCUGCUUUAACAGCUCCUGCUAAUCCCGCUAACAACGACUUGCAAGCUGAAAUCAUCCAAUACAUAGCUGACGGGAUAAGUCCAAAUGAUAAGUGGGAAACUAGACGAUUGCAUGCUAAGUGUGCACAAUACACAAUGUUGGACGGUAACCUGUUUCGUCGGGAUCCAAACGGCACUCUUCUCAUCUGUGUCGUCACAAAAGACGUCAACACAUCAUGCGGGAGGUCCACGAAGGCGCAGGCGGCAACCACUCAAGCGAACAUGCUCUAG
This is a messenger RNA of Camelina sativa (false flax), 600 nucleotides long. The record is from RefSeq and is a predicted model, not a curated record. NCBI's taxonomy places the organism in Eukaryota, Viridiplantae, Streptophyta, Magnoliopsida, Brassicales, Brassicaceae.